Molecule: messenger RNA, 1109 nt
Organism: Engraulis encrasicolus (European anchovy)
Lineage: Eukaryota; Metazoa; Chordata; Actinopteri; Clupeiformes; Engraulidae
Exons: 8
Coding region: 326-994 (222 amino acids)
Source: RefSeq, a predicted model, not a curated record
AGCUGGGGGUUAGAAGAGAGACGCACCAGCGAGCACACCAACAAAACAAACCAAAUACCACAGUCAGGGACUUUCCAAAAAUAAGGACUUGCCGACACAUUGUGUCAUUAAACGUUGGAGAAGACGUAAAAUUACACCGUUGUGAUUUUAAAAAACGGUUACAUUUAAUCGUUAUUACAAUUCCUUGUGUAUUCCGCUGCCGGUUUAGUCUCGUCAGACAAGGACCUGAUCGACCAAAACCAGCCGUUUGUUAGCGAGCGUCGAUGCCCGAUGACUUGAACUGCAGUACCUCCAGCCAACGCCAUAUUCCACAGCACCAAAAACAAUGGAGUGUGGGGGUAUUGCUGUCCUCCAAAAUGAACCGAGAGACCUUGGACAGAACCAACAGAGUAAUCAACGGACGAUUCAGGAAGUGACUGAGUGGUUGAGAGCUAGAGCUGAGAGCCAGUCCAAUGUUGAGAAAGAGGAGGAUGGUGUCCAGCAGAAUGUCGUUCGAAUUAAAGAAGAAGAAGAUGAUUACGGAUAUCCAUGUAGUCGAUCAAAUGGCGGUUGGAUCCCUACAGAACAGAGCACCUCCUCAUCUGCAGACAUUAACGCUGAACUGCAGCAGGAGGAAGAUGAAGGUGAAGAUGAAGAUGAGAUGUUGGACAUGGCUCCAUUCCUCAGCUCUGAGAGAAGUCUCUUCCCUUCACAUCCGGCCAGAGGUUGGCUAGAGUCACUAGCUGCUUUCCCAUCAUUCAAUACUGCAGCUGCAGGUCCAGAGAUGGCGGGGGACAACGGGAGACUCCACAAGUGCCCGGUCUGUGGAAGAGGGUUUUCCAGAAGAUCGAGCAUGAAAAGACAUGUGCUGGGCGUCCACAAGAGAGACAGUACCGGUACCUCAUCCCACCCUCCUGACUCCUCCUCCACAGAACAGACCACCUCCUCGUUAACUGCAAACAUUAAAACGGAACCGAUGCAGGUACAGUCGUCGUUUAUUUAUUCAUCCCAUUGAUGCCUAGCCUGGUUCUCACCGACGGUGUGUGUGUGUACACAAACUACCGUCUGGUAGCACUGCCGUUAACGUGCUCUUCUCGAGUCAGAAAAUAAAUGGUGCAUUUAUUGCGACU